AUGACUAUACGUUUGACUUAUAUCGACAAUGAUAUUAACAACAUUCAAGCGUCGUCGUUCAAAGCCAGGAUUCUCAGCAACAACGUAUCGGUCUGGGCUAGAGAACUGGCAAUUCCAAAACCAACAAUCGAAUACCAUCCCGAUUUCAAAGUUCUGAAAGCAAUUGUGAAGGUUUUUGAUGUUGACCCAGAAAGCCUAUGGUACCACUAUAGUCUGAAUGGUAGCUACUACCAUCGAAAGGCAUUACUAUGGAAGAAAAACACUAACGUGUAUGUGUUAGAGCAUCCAACGAUUAUAGCUUACUUCUAUUUCUCGACCACUCCUUGCACUGUGAUUUGCAAAGUGACAACUGUGUGGGAACCGCUGAAACGCUAUAUUACCGUAAUGAUAGAUGACAACAACAGAUUGUACAGACAAAUACCAUAUGCACUGGACCAGGACUUGAAUACUUGCUUUGAUUUGCCCACACCGGGGAAUUCCCCCUCUAUGUUGUGGCUGAUGAUUAAAGACUUGAGUCUAUUCAAUGUGAUGUCACAGAAAUUUGUAGUUCACGUGACUGGUGAAAACAUAGAGUGUUCUCGAGUUGGACAAAAAAUCUUACUUGUUGGAACAUCAGGACCUUCUAACAGUGACAAAUGUAUCCUCGAAUCGGAUAUCGCAAUCUGUAGGAUGUUUUCACAACGUUCCAAUUCUACAGCUCCUCAAUGUGACUUUGAAUGUGUAUGUGAAGACUUGCAGAAAUGUUCAAACGUUCAUGUUCUUAUGCAGAGCGCCAACAAGGAUGUCUGGAGGUUAUGUGAACUUAACAUAACUGAUGUGUUAUAG
This is a messenger RNA of Ylistrum balloti, 825 nucleotides long. RefSeq lists its product as uncharacterized. The transcript has 5 exons. The record is from RefSeq and is a predicted model, not a curated record. The coding region runs from base 1 to 825 and encodes 274 amino acids. NCBI's taxonomy places the organism in Eukaryota, Metazoa, Mollusca, Bivalvia, Pectinida, Pectinidae.